AUGUCUCCUGAGAACCUAGAUGUGGGCGAUGAUGGGCUUGGGAUGCCCCCGAGCAAACGUCCCCGGCUCCUGUCAAAAGCCUGUGAGGCAUGCAAGCAGAAGAAGACGAGAUGUGAUAGCGCUCGGCCAUUCUGUGGCACCUGUCGCCGCAUGGGGAGCCAGUGUGAGUAUCGUGAGAAAGGCCAACCAGGCCUGCGACCUGGAUAUGGAAAGGCAAUUGAGCAGCGACUGAGCCUCGUUGAAACCACUAUGACCAAGAUGAACCAAUCGAUCCAGGAUAUUCUCAGUCACAUCCGUCCAGAGUUCACCCUCACCGGCACCGCUGAUACAUCUAAUUCGAACGUGGAUCCGAACAGCGCUGCCAAUCCCUCAGCAACAUGGACAGGGCCCGAUUCCAGCUCUCAGACAUGGCAACAACCUCAGCAGUUGUCGGACAUAGCUUCUUUUACAACACUUAGCCCUAUGAUACGAAUGCCUGCUCCAGUGCCUCAAUUGCAGGACAUGGCACCGGGACUGCCACCUGCUAAUGUGAUGCAGGAGCUUGUGGAAUUGUUCUUCGAACUCAUCCAUCCAUGGAUGCCCCUCUUCUGCAAGCUCAAUUUCAUGACCAACAUGUUUGCCCCUGAGCGUCAGGUCCUGCUCCACGCAAUAGUGGCAGUGACUUUCCGUUUCUGGAAGAAACCCAUUCCGACCCCCAAAGAGAGAGAAGAUCUCGUCAAGAUCUCGCGCGAGCAGUUAUUGCUCAAGACGAUUGACGCAUGUUCCUUGAUCUCGACUCAGGCUCUGGCGCUCAUGGCUCUGGAUUCCCUUGGCCAAGGUCCGGGCCCAAGAACGUGGAAUGCCAUGUCGAUGCUUGUCGCAGCUUCUCGACAUCUGGGGCUUGCGAAGAGUCCUUCGCCGACAACCCCUGAGACAACCACGCCCCUUGUGAGGAACGAGGACGACGACGACGGGGCAGGUGUUUCUAAUAUUGCGGUAGAGGAAAAGCGGCGGCUCUUCUGGGUUAUCUACAGCCUCGAUCGUUUCUCCAGCGCGUCGCACGGGCAGCCCGGUGGCAUCGACGCAAAGAACAUCCGUCUCCCGUACCCGGCGGGUGACGAAGACUGGGGCCAAUAUAUAACCCCCGAAUGGUUUCAAGCAGUACCGCAGGCCAAACUUACUCACGCCCACUGCCCUUCCAGCUUGUGGCACCAUAAUAUCGAUGUGCUGGCAAUGAUGGACAGAUCUAACCAACUUCUCAUCAAGCCGCUGGAUCUGACGCUCCCAGCUCACUGCCAGGAGUGGCAGAGUAUUUUCCGGCGUCUUGAUAUCACAAUGUCUACCUGGUUCGAGAAUCUCCCCAAUGAAGUUCGGGAACGACCGGCCACGUUCGAUCCCAUGUGGAUCAUGCUCCAUGCUACCUUUCAGCUGAUCAACAUCAGAAUGUAUACGGUAGCUGCUUUUCCGUCAGCAACUUCAAAUUACCUCCGUCCAUCGUCCGCAGCCCGCGUUCGCUGUCGGCAAUCCAUCAAAGCAGUCACGGCACUCGCGAGCUCCUUACAGCCUGUUGAGCUGGAUCAACUCAACCCAAUGUUUGCCUUUGUCGUGUGGGUCGCUUCAAGAAGCCUCAUAAUUCUCUGGACUAUGGGUUACGAAACGAACUACGAGUCGAUACCACCAGAUUUGGAGCCUCUUCUUAGCGUGCUGAGACACAUGGCUACUCGAUGGCCCUGCGCACAACGAUACGCCGACAUCAUUCAGCUUAUUCUAGAUACCAAAAACAAUCCCGAUGGACCCACAGGCAUCGAUAUCUUCAACGACACAAGACGGACUUCGUAUGGUCUCCAGAACCUUCUUGGUACCUUUACAGUCCCUCGAACUCAAGAAGUGUUCCUCAAUUCCUUUGACUUUCUCGAUAUGGCGCUUCCUGACUUUAACGAUCUUGGUUCGUCGAGGAUGAGGAUUUUCGGGCCGGAAAGUGUUGGCGAUUGGCUCUAA
Fonsecaea erecta is the source of this 1977-nucleotide messenger RNA. RefSeq lists its product as hypothetical. Gene Ontology annotation, molecular function: DNA-binding transcription factor activity, RNA polymerase II-specific; zinc ion binding; DNA binding. Gene Ontology annotation, cellular component: nucleus. Gene Ontology annotation, biological process: regulation of DNA-templated transcription; DNA-templated transcription. Bases 1 to 1977 code for a protein of 658 amino acids. Lineage: Eukaryota; Fungi; Ascomycota; Eurotiomycetes; Chaetothyriales; Herpotrichiellaceae. The record is from RefSeq and is a predicted model, not a curated record. The transcript has 4 exons.